Messenger RNA from Quercus robur (English oak), 1676 nucleotides. Its product is annotated as G-type lectin S-receptor-like serine/threonine-protein kinase CES101. Bases 165 to 1454 code for a protein of 429 amino acids. The record is from RefSeq and is a predicted model, not a curated record. Lineage: Eukaryota; Viridiplantae; Streptophyta; Magnoliopsida; Fagales; Fagaceae. The transcript has 2 exons.
CCAUCUUUUUCUUUCUUGUCUUCUAACAACUUCCCUUUCACGAGCUCUUUUCUUCAAAAAUAUCCGUCCAUUUUCUAAAAGGUCCAUGGAUUUUGGUCUCGGACUACAUAAUCCAUCUGAGUUUUUUUUAACAAAAAAGAAAAGAAAAUCAAAUUCUGUCUGUUAUGGCAAGCAAAUCACGGAAACUUAUGCUCGGUUUUGUCUGUUUGCUACUCUUCCUGGGGCCAUCUUCCCAGCUAGACAGAUUAUUGCAAGGACAGGAGCACAAGGAUGGGGAUGAAUUAGUUUCUGCUCAAGGAAACUUUAAACUAGGAUUCUUCACGCUUGAAAGUAAAAACUACUACUUAGGAAUAUGGCUCAACGACAACAAUACACGCCUUCAAAAUUUAGUGUGGGUUGCCAAUCGAGAUGCUCCAAUCUUUAACAAUUCUGGAAGUCUUACCAUUGAUGAUUAUGGGAACUUGAAAAUUUCAUACAAUGGGAGUCUUUCUAUUGUACUAUAUUCCGGACAAGAAGCAAGUAAUGCAAGUGCUGUUCUACUUGAUACUGGUAAUUUUGUACUGCACGAAACGAUUUCAGAGCGACAAUUGUGGCAAAGCUUUGAUUAUCCUACUAAUGCACUUGUGCCAGGAAUGAGACUGGGAGUUAACUGGAAAACGGGACAUACUUGGUCUCUAACAUCAUGGAGAGGCGUGCUGGUACCUGCAGCAGGGUCCUUUACCCUUGCUCUGGAACCUUACCUUAAUCGAUUGGUCAUCUUGUGGCGCGAGAGCCUCUAUUGGACUAGUCCUAGUGUGCAUUUCAACUCAACUUCGAUGGGACUAACAUUGCAUGGCUACAAUUUUAACUACAUAUCGAAUGUGAAUGAAACGUACUUAAAUUACACUGGUGUGGAAGAAAAUUACAUGGAAGAAAAUUACAUAACACGAGUUAUUCGACCACUAAAGAUAGAUUACUUCGGAAGACUUUCUGAUGAGUUUGACACUCUAGUUGAUUGUAAUUUUACUAAUUUUUUUACAAAUCAGUUUACAUUAUUCCAGUUUAUUAUCGGAUGUAAGGCGCAGUGCAGGAGUCAUGAUGAUACACUUACUCCAGUUUCCAGUUCCAUGAAGGAUGGAUUCAAGUUUGAUGAAAGUGACAACCUGACCCGUAAGGAUUGUGAGGCGAAGUGCUUCCACAAUUGUUCUUGUGUUGCUUAUGCAUCUACAAAUCAGGUUGCCCAAACUGGUUGUGAGAUUUGGAGAACAACCGAUAGAUUUAUUGGAUUUUCAAAUCCUAAUGCACGGACAAUAUACUUCCUUACUUCAGCACUUGCAAAAAUUAAAGAAAACAGGAAGGCAAAUAGGUCGCAAGUGACCAAGCGGUGGAUAUGGCUCAUCGUGGCAGUAGGGUUAAAGUUGAAAUCCAUGUCGCGCUCCCAACCGAACAGCUCCAUCAAGGUCGAUCUUUUCUGAUCUUUUAGAGGCAGAAUUUUUGGGAACAGGGCUAUCAAACCUGAACGCACAUCGUGUGGCGUGCGUCAUGCACAACAAACUUUCAACUUUAACCCUACAACUAACUACAUUUCAAGUCUGUUGCUGCACCCGUGACCUGUAUCUACAUUUAAUAUCACUGAAUCACUGACAAUGGAAAUAUAGUAUUAAGAUGAGAAUGUUUCAUCUACAAUAUUUUUACUA